Anolis sagrei ordinatus is the source of this 5152-nucleotide messenger RNA. RefSeq names its product solute carrier family 17 member 7 (gene SLC17A7). Gene Ontology annotation, cellular component: excitatory synapse; synaptic vesicle membrane. Gene Ontology annotation, biological process: regulation of synapse structure or activity; transmembrane transport; monoatomic anion transport. Gene Ontology annotation, molecular function: L-glutamate transmembrane transporter activity; neurotransmitter transmembrane transporter activity. NCBI's taxonomy places the organism in Eukaryota, Metazoa, Chordata, Lepidosauria, Squamata, Anolidae. The record is from RefSeq and is a predicted model, not a curated record.
AGCCGCCUUCAGGAUGUCCUGGCGGAGUCUUUAACUUCAACGUCUCCAAAGGUGAACCUGGGACGCCUCUUCGCCCCGGCGGGGAUUGGUUGCCUCUUCUCCUGCUUCUUCUCCUUCUUUUUCCUCCGCCUCGGAGCCCAAGCACACCAUGGAGUUUCGGAAAGAAGAGUUCAAGAAGUUGACGGGCCGGACCUUGGGGCACCUGCACAGGAUCCUUGAACGGAAACAGCCAGGAAGUGAAACCCUUGAGCUGACAGAAGAGGGAAGACCUGUUGAGGUGGUCGAGAAGCACCAGCCGGUUGUCGACUGCACUUGCUUUGGCCUCCCUCGCCGAUAUAUCAUUGCCAUCCUCUGUGGUCUAGGCUUCUGUAUCAGCUUUGGCAUCCGGUGCAACCUGGGAGUGGCCAUUGUCAGCAUGGUCAACAACAACACCGUCUAUGAAGGGGACAAACUCGUCAUGAAGAAAGCAGAAUUCAACUGGGAUCCAGAGACGGUGGGCAUGAUUCAUGGGUCGUUCUUCUGGGGUUACAUAGUCACCCAGAUUCCAGGGGGCUUCAUAUCACAGAAAUUUGCUGCAAAUAGGGUUUUUGGCUUUGCCAUUGUGGCAACGUCCACUCUCAACAUGCUCAUUCCAUCGGCUGCUCGUAUCCACUUUGGCUGUGUCAUCUUUGUACGGAUCCUACAAGGGCUUGUGGAGGGGGUCACUUACCCUGCAUGCCAUGGGAUCUGGAGCAAAUGGGCACCACCAUUGGAACGCAGCCGCUUGGCAACAACAGCUUUUUGUGGCUCCUAUGCCGGGGCUGUAGUGGCCAUGCCCCUUGCUGGCAUUUUAGUCCAGUAUUCUGGGUGGAGCUCUGUCUUUUAUGUCUACGGUAGUUUUGGUAUCUUCUGGUACUUAUUCUGGCUGAUGGUUUCCUAUGAGAGUCCUGCACAGCAUCCGACCAUCACAGAAGAGGAGAGGAAGUACAUUGAAGAAAGCAUCGGGGAGAGCUGUUCUCUGAUGAAUCCCCUAAUGAAAUUCAAAACCCCUUGGCGCAAGUUCUUCACAUCCAUGCCUGUCUAUGCCAUUAUAGUGGCCAAUUUUUGCCGGAGCUGGACUUUCUACUUGCUCUUAAUUAGUCAACCAGCCUAUUUUGAAGAAGUAUUCGGCUUUGAAAUCAGUAAGGUGGGUAUGCUUUCCGCUUUGCCCCACCUGGUCAUGACCAUCAUUGUACCCAUUGGGGGUCAAAUCGCUGACUUUCUGCGAACGCGGAGGAUCAUGUCUACCACAAACGUUCGCAAGAUGAUGAACUGCGGGGGGUUCGGCAUGGAAGCCACGUUACUCUUAGUGGUCGGCUAUUCCCACAGCAAAGGGGUUGCCAUUUCUUUUCUCGUCAUGGCUGUGGGCUUCAGUGGCUUUGCUAUUUCAGGAUUUAAUGUGAACCACUUAGACAUUGCCCCCCGGUAUGCCAGUAUCCUCAUGGGCAUCUCCAAUGGCGUGGGGACUCUCUCGGGAAUGGUGUGCCCCCUUAUAGUCGGAGCUAUGACAAAACACAAGACACGGGAGGAAUGGCAGUAUGUUUUCCUCAUCGCCUCACUGGUGCAUUACGGUGGUGUGAUCUUCUAUGGGAUUUUUGCUUCCGGCGAGAAGCAGCCGUGGGCAGAGCCGGAAGAACUCAACGAGGAGAAGUGUGGCUUUAUCAAUGAGGAUGAACUCAUUGAUGAAGAGGACGAGGCUGCCCGCAUGGCGGUGGGUGGCGGAGGGGCUGGGGGUGGAUACGGUGCCACCAAAAGCACCAGUUUUGCCAACGGCGGCUGGACAGCUGACUGGGACAAGAAGGAGGAAUACGUACAGGAGCCUGGCAAAGAUUCAUAUAUGUACGGCACACCAGGAGAGCGGGACUUAUCGUAGAGGUGCCCCAUCCCUCCUCCUUCGUGGGAUGCUGGGGCCUCGGUUCAAUCUGCUGGAGCGAGGGGGAAAGGCGUACAUUUUGGGUUGCUUCUCGCCCUACACCUUUCACUUGGCCACCCUUUCCUUCCCUCAGCCCACAUUUUGGUGCAUUGGUAAAACUGUCUGGACCCAUUGAAAACGGCCCCAAACUCCUAGCCUUGGUAAUAAUGGCCUGAGAAAAUGUAUUUUCAUCCAAAGCUUUAUCCUGCCCUUUCCAAUGGGUUUUGGGUUCUGCUGUGGGCAACAAAGCAGGCUUUGCAUUUUCUACCCAUUCCUAGCUUCCUUGGCUCUAACACAGUAUCCGCUCGCUUGGAUAAAGAGGGUGGCAUUAAAUUAUACAGCUAAGCAUACUCCAGGACUCCUGAAUCAAAGCUAGUGGAAACAUUUUGCUACCCAGUGACAAUACUUUAACACUGGAGCCUAGGUCAAACAGAGCUUCAUUCACAUUAUGUAAUUCCAGUACUGUGUUCCACCUUGAAUGCAGUGGCAACAUCCUUUGGAGUAUUGGAAUUUGAGGUUUAGGGAGGGGUUUACUUAGAAUAUUCAGCCAGGCAACUCUAGUGCAUCAGCGACCUACAAAAACUUAGGAUUCCAUAGGAUGUUGCCAUGGCAGUAAAAGUGGAGUUACAAUGCUAUAAUUAUGCAAUGUGAAUGGACUCCUGGAAAUAUGAGACAUCACAGUUCAGUGAUAGAGCAUAUGCCCACACUAUUAUAGCUGUAUGAUUCCACUAAAUGCCAUGGCUACAUACUAUGGCAGUGGUUCUCAACCUGUGGGUCCCCAGGUAUUUUGGCCUACAACUCCCAGAAAUCCCAGCUGUUAGGAUUUCUGGAAGUUGAAGGCCAAAACAUCUGGAGACCCACAGGUUGAGAACUACUGGCCUAUGGGAUCCUUGGGUCUAUAGCCAGGCAAUGCCUAGUGUUCACUCCUUGGCAUAUCUCUGCUGACAUAAAAGAAUGACUUGUUAGAAAGUCAAGUAGGGAUACAGAUCAGAGGGUGAUUCAAGUAUGGUUUCCAUCAGUCCAGCUUGUAUAGCCAGUGAAGGCUGAUGAGAGAUACAUUCCAACAUGUGCAUAGUCAUAUCACAGAAUCACAUUGUUGGUAGAGACUACAAGGGCUAUCCAGUCCAAGCCCUGGCCAUGCAGGAAAUAGGCCAUGAGAUGGCUAUACCUGUAGUGGAUCAUGCUGGGCUAUAUACUGAUCAAUAUUCCAAACUCCAUGUUAAGUGGAUGUGUGCAUUCACUCUCCAGAGACACACCUGUCCAGGGUUGGCAUCUACUGAGAAAUGGAUGGAAUUAAAUUUUCCUCCAUCUAAAUAGUCCCAUCCUGUAUCUCACAGCUUCAGCAACUUUGACUUUGGAUGGACAACUUUUGGUUGCCCCAAUGUUCUUGGCCUGUAAUGCCAUCAUAGCCAGUAUAGUAAGACCCUGUAACCAUGGAACCCAUAUCCAUGCUUUCACUUACCAAAACCCAGGAGAAAAUGGUGUUUCUUGGAAUUUUCAAAGUCCUCCAGGCCAAACUAUGAUAUGCUUCCUCUGAAAGUUAUUCACAGAGUUGUGCUGGAGAACCUAGCAAAUUCCUACAGAGGACGCCUCUCCAGGAAUCUCUACAUUUUCCAGUGUAGCCUUGGGGUACGUCGGGACCAGAAGUACAGUCACUUAAUGGCAUUUGGCCAGAUCCAUGGUUGCAUGCAAUCACUGUCCAACUGGAAAUGUAUCCCUGUCAAUAGGAGGGUCUUACUGUACCGAGGAAUGAAGGAAAUGCCAUCCCAAUGACACUGGGAGAGCCACAAGUUGUUGAAGAUGCUACCCCAGAUUUCUGUCUCUUUCUUAGAACUAAACCAAAUCAUUCCCCCUUGAGAAUCUAUCUGGAGAGCUUUAAGGGGCAGUGCAUCCAAUGCCUUCAACAUCCACAUACCAACAAGUACCCAGUACCAAAGAAAGAGCGGUAGCUUGCUUCAGCCAUAAAACCAACCAGUCUAGUACUGGGAAAAAAAAUAGAGCCCCUUUUCUGCCUCCUCUUCAAAAUGCCCAAUUUCUAGGUACUAGAGCCAGAAUCCCAUUGGUAUCUUAUACAUGUGUAAGUUUUCAUACAGAAGACUUUUUUUUUUGUCUGGUGUGGAAUGUCUCCAGUUCAAGAUGGGAAUGGACAUGCUCCAAAUUGUGUGCAUGGCACAUGGUUGCAUACUGUGCAUUAUACAUGCAGGUAUACAUUCUGCAUUACUUGUGGAGAUAUGCAUACCUACUGGGCUGCACAGUCUUGCAACUCAGUAAUGCAGUGACGCUAUGCAGCAAUGACAUAACUCCACAGGUAGCUGAUGCUAAGUAAGGGGUUAUGGGAGUGGAAGCCCAAAAUGUGCAAAUGAAGACCAAAAGUUCCUAACACCCCCGUGCUUGCCUGACAAUCACUUUAAGCCCCGAAAAGUGGGGUGCUGAUAGUAACUACCCUGGUAUGAACGGAGCGAAGGGUGUUUGCUCCAUACUGUGAACCAAUGUUACCGAGUGGAACCUGGGACGUUGCUUUAGGACCAAGAGGCCUAGAUUGCUCUUGGGAGACUUUCUGUCCAAAUGGCCCUGAGCCUAUACAAAGAGAAUGAUCGUGGCCUACCUCACAGGGAUGUUGUUGGGAGGGUGGGCAAAAUAGAAUUGUAUAUGUAUUUUAUUUAUUAUUUAUUUGUUGCAUUUCUAUCCUGCUGCCUUUCCUCCAGUGAGUUCAUGGCAGCGUAUGUGGUUCUCCUCUUACCCAUUUUACUCCCGCAGAGUUAUAAAAAAGAACUCAUAAUAAUACUAAUGGCAAUGAGGAGGGGAGGGGAGGGGGGCAUCAGCAGAACUGGUGGCUUUUGACGACCCCAGUAUGCACAUAGAUGCAUACACGCGCUGCUUUUAUGUUGGGAAUCAGCUCGCAAUAAGAACGCAAACAUUGGAACGCUCCAGAACACUCCGAUAUCCCCGCAGUUUAUGAUCCUCCAAUUUCAUGAAAGUAUACUAGCUUCAGACUGGUGGUGUCCAAGAGCCCCUGGCUCAAUCUAUGGAGGGACACCUCCUGUGCCCCCUUCCCCAUCCUAGCCUCCCCAACUCCAAUAGUUCCCUCCGUGGGUUGGUUGGUCUGUCUGGCGUUCACUCUGUAUGUGUAAUCCUCCCCCCUUAAAUAACCCCUCAACCAGUUGGAAUAAAUACUUUGUUCUUGUGUAAAUAUAUAAAUAUAAAUAUUAUAUACGAAACCAA